Morchella sextelata is the source of this 981-nucleotide messenger RNA. RefSeq lists its product as uncharacterized. The transcript has 3 exons. The record is from RefSeq and is a predicted model, not a curated record. The coding region runs from base 1 to 981 and encodes 326 amino acids. NCBI's taxonomy places the organism in Eukaryota, Fungi, Ascomycota, Pezizomycetes, Pezizales, Morchellaceae.
AUGGCCAACGAAAGCAUGAAUAUCAAAUAUCUAACAACACGGCAUCUUCAAGGGCUUGAGAGCCUAUGCAGCUAUGUGAUAAAAUCGCUUGAGAACCGUCACUUCGGUCAACUUUCUGAUACUAUAAGCCAAGAGUCUGCUGACAGUCUUUGGAAGAGUAAGGAGAGCGAUACUAUGGUCACGCAUAAUAUUGAGGCAGUGAGGAGUUUACAUACGCUUGUUGGAAGUAUGCUGGAUACGCCAAAGAAGCGGCCAUGGCUCUUGGAGCCCGAGGAAGAAGAGGAAGAGAAAAAGGUGGAAGCACUCAUGAUCAGUGAAAAGGCGUUCUUGUUGAGGAUCGUGUUGGGAGGAGAAAUAGUGAGGCUAUGCAUUGUUGAGGGUGACAAUACGGCAGAUGGAAAACUGCUAUGGUUAAGCGGCGUCCGGAGUACCGCCUCUAUAAAAGAGCCGUCACAACACAGCAUCAAGACGUAUUCCUACCAGGUUAUUAUACAAACUCAAAUUAAUAUGGACAACCAAAGAAUGAGUAUCGAACAUCUUACCACACGGAAGCUUGAGGGGCUUUAUGGCCUCACCUGCUCUCUCCUGACAGGGUUUGAGAGACGGAACUUCAACAGCAGUAGAUGCCGUGGUACGAAAAGAACGGCUGCCUGCAAUUAUCUGAACAAGGUUGGGAAUGGCCCAAGGUUUACCCGUGAUUUUGAGGCAGUGCGGAGCCUACAUACGAUUAUUCGGGAUGUGCUGAGUGGACCAAGGGAGUUCCCACGGCCUUUGGAUGCUGAGGAAGAAGCAGCAGAAGAAAGGGUGCAAGCACUUAUGAUCAGUAGCAACAGGUUCCGUUUGAAGAUCCAAUUUGGGAGGGCGGACGCGGUGAAGUUAUGUGUUGUUGAGGGUGAUAAAAAGGAGGACGAGAUCGUGAGGGUGCUCUGGGCAAGCGACGCUACGCAUCUAACAGAGGUGAAGGAUAAAGAGCAAGACUAG